Molecule: messenger RNA, 1454 nt
Organism: Petromyzon marinus (sea lamprey)
Lineage: Eukaryota; Metazoa; Chordata; Hyperoartia; Petromyzontiformes; Petromyzontidae
Source: RefSeq, a predicted model, not a curated record
UGAGAGUCAGGCCCGACGGCCGCUCUCACCGAGCGAACCACCGGGCGGCCGGUGAGAGCGGUGCUGUGGGCCGCAGGACCGGGUGUCGAUUUACGGCGCUGCACUGGGCGGCGAAGCACGGCAGCGUGGAGACGGCGACGCUGGUGGCAGAGGCCGGGGUGGACGUGAACGCUCGCUCGCAGGGGGGUUACACGGCGCUACACAUCGCCACCAUCCACAGUCGUGAAGAGAUGGUGGAACUCCUCAUCACCACCCUACGCGUGCGCCAGGACGUGCGUGACUACAGUGGGCGGCUGGCGUUGCAUUACGGCAAAGCCCGGGACGAAGAGGCUGUGACACCGAAUCCCACCACACCGAUGCGCGCCGACAAGCGAUCAUCGCGCAAGCUGGCCGGCGCCUUCCCGGGCUGCUGCCGUACCGCGCCAGCCUGGCGGGGCCCGCGGGGGUCCCCGGGGCGCAAGCGGCGCAGCUGGGGGGCCCCGGCAACCGCGCGUCGUGGAGCGGCGGGCAGCCCUCAAGGGGAGGGGGCGGGCCGCUGGGGGGGGCGGCGGCGGCGGCGGCGGCGGCCACGGGCGGCGCCGCUGGGGCUCGGCCGAAGACCUCGUGGAGGAGGAGGAGGACGGCGACGCGCUGUCGGCGCUGGCGGCGGCGGGGCCUCCCAGCGGUCCGGCCCCGCAGUCUCUCAAACUCGGACGCAAGUCGUCCAAGUGACGGCACCCCCGCCCACCCCGCCCCGAGCGACCCGCCGGAAAUCCCUCAACCGCGGUAGUCUCCCGUGCGGCCUGGGCGGCGGGGGGGGGAGCGAUGCCGACGCCACGUUCUCGGUCGGGCCUCGCCAGUGGAGGAGUUCGGAGGAGCUGGCGAGGGUUCUCCACCAGCGCCCACCCACCCCCCACGACGGCCCGCACGUCGACACGCCACGCGGAGGCGUUCGCGUCGCGAGCCGUCGUGUGGGGGGGUUUGGGGCUUCGGGGGGUCGGGGGGGUCGGGGGGGGAGGUGUGGGAAACGCGACGGCCCUGGACGCCUCUCUCCCUCUCGGCCGUGUGCCUCUCAGUAUUAAUCCAGGGCCGGUACCGCACGCUUCCCCUACGCGGCUUUCGCGCGGUCAGAAUCCUCUCCGUCCGCUCUCGCUCGCUCGCUUGCACACAUUUGUGCGUUUAAAAUAAAACAAAGCCAUUGCACCCGGGGGGAGCGGCGGACCCCCCUCCCCCUUCAGCACGCGACCGCAGCGAGCUUUCCCCAUAGCAAAGCUCCUGCAGAGCCCGGCAACUCAGUGAUUUUUUUUAUAGCCGCAGCGCUUGCCAAAUAUCUCGGUGGAUUUUUUACGAGGAGGAGGAAGGAGUCGGCCUGUGAGGUUUUUAUAGAAGAGUUUUGGCCGUCGAAGUCCGGUCGAUGAAUCUCGGGGCGACUGGCCCCGCGCGCUCACUUCAAUAAACGUCUCCCGCGCUUCUUG